Molecule: messenger RNA, 1386 nt
Organism: Theileria equi strain WA
Lineage: Eukaryota; Apicomplexa; Aconoidasida; Piroplasmida; Theileriidae
Exons: 1
Coding region: 1-1386 (461 amino acids)
Source: RefSeq, a predicted model, not a curated record
AUGGAGUUGCUCACUGGAGAGUCCACUCAGACGGAUACUCCAACUUCCACUGGCGAUUAUAAGGUUCGUCUUGAUGUAAACAAUACUGGAAAUUAUAUCUGUGAAUCUACUUCUGGAGAUGUCAUUAUUACAGUUGUUAAUGAUCAGACUCUUGUACCUCCUACUCUAGAAAGCCAGUAUACCUGCUACACUCACACUCCAAGCUCAAAGAAUCUCACUCUUGAUAAUCCUGUCAAUGGGAUCUCUGCACUAACUCUGAGUCACGCCAACGGAAGUCCACCCAAGAAUGUAGAUCAUGCCCAUGUCUACCGUGACUCCAAAGGUCGACCAAUCCUCCUGGUAGUUGUUACUACUGAUGGAGAGAAAUGGUACUACGGCAAAUCUGGUUGCCAGGGUAGUCCUCAGACAUGGAUUGGUGGAAUGUUAAGGAGUGAUAGGUAUAUAUCUUCUGUUGAUUUAAGGAAUCUUCUUGAAAAGGCUUCUCAGGGUAAAUUCGACAAGGGUAAGCUUAAUCCGGAUGGUAGUCCUGGUUACAGCUUCUCUAAGAAUGGUACUCAUGACACUUCUGUCGAGGGAGAUUCAAAGAAGCACACAGUUUGCCUUAAUCUAGGAAACAAAUAUGAGUAUCGAUCCGCCAAUGGCACUAAGACUCUAAUAACGGUAGUUUUUAAGAAUGGCAACUCUUGUCCUGGCAUUCCUAGCGGAUUUUGUAGAUAUACUCAUAAAAUGAACUCAGGUCAAAAGUUUUGUCUGGAGUCUAUAAAACAUGGUCAGAAUGAUACUGAAAAAACCCUAGACUUUAGACCAUGUGUUGAUAGUUUAGUGGAUGAAGUCUCUGUAUACUAUGAGAACCAAAAUUGUAGAGAUACUACUCACAUGAAGGAUCCCCUCCUACUAUGCAUUAAGAAAUCUACUCCCAAGCCAGGAGGGAAGAAUGAAGAGUCAUACUCCUAUUACUGCAAGGGAGAAGAUAACUGUUGGUACAGGUAUAGGUAUGAUGGUGGACCUAGAAAUAAGUGUAUUGAGAUACCACCUACCGGUGGUACUAAUGAAGGACUAGGUAAACUGCUUAACGUACUUCAGAGUGAUCCCAGUAAAGCACUUACCAAGGAGAACUUCAAUAAUCUUGAGGGAGAUAGUACUCUUCAGAAUUUCCAAUCUGAUCAUAAGAAUUACGACUAUCGGAAGAUUUUAUGGGAUCCUAGUACUUGGCAUCUAUCUCAGACUUUCAUGCCACUCUUUAUGCACGGUUUAGCAGUUGGAGCAAUGGGUUCAAUUUAUCCUCAUUUGAUUCCUAAGACUCUGGUAUCUGCUAAACAUGGUAGUACUUUUAACAUCAGCAUGUUUUUGGCAGCAAUUGCUCAGAUUCUAAAUCUCAUAUUUUGA